This is a messenger RNA of Telopea speciosissima, 799 nucleotides long. RefSeq names its product putative B3 domain-containing protein REM15. Gene Ontology annotation, molecular function: DNA binding. NCBI's taxonomy places the organism in Eukaryota, Viridiplantae, Streptophyta, Magnoliopsida, Proteales, Proteaceae. The coding region runs from base 102 to 740 and encodes 212 amino acids. The transcript is spliced from 4 exons. The record is from RefSeq and is a predicted model, not a curated record.
GGCUAUUGUGACUUUGUUUCAGACAGAAAGGUGGUCUUCUUUUUGAUGUUAUUGUGUUGGACGCUAAUGUGUGUGGGAGGCAAUAUCGACAGGCUGAUCGGAUGGGACCCAUGCAUCCUUUUUUUGUGAUCUAUCUUGAUAAACAUAACCUUAACAAAUCUGUUAUGGAUAUUUCAAAGAGUUUUGCUAAAUUUUGUGGUCUGUUGGGAAAAAUAUCUGAAGUGGUGCUCAAAGAUCAAAAGGGAAGAACAUGGCCAUUGAAACUAAAACGGAGAUUUGAUGGUGGAGUUGACAUAGGACCUGGCUGGCUUGAGUUCUCAGCUGCAAAUCUCUUGAAGGAAGAAGACAUCUGCAUUUUUAGGCUCAUUAGCUCGGGAAAGAUACCCGAUGGUGCUAUGGUAUUUGAUGUUACUGUGUUGGAUUCUGAUGUGAAUGAUGAUCAGCCCAGAAAUCCUUGUUUUUCAAUUUCUAUCAGGCAGUCUUUCCUAGAUCAGUCUUGUUUGUAUGUUCCUGAGAACUUUGCGAAGUCCAAUGAUCUUAAGGAAAGCUGUGAGAUGACUCUCAGAGAUCGAAAGGGAAUAUCAUGGCAGAUGAAUCUGAAGCACAGGAAUAGCAGUGGCAGGUUUUGUAUAUGUGGUUCUUGGCUUAAAAUCUCAGUUGAAAAUGGCUUCAAGGUAGGAGAUAUCUGCACCUUUGAACUUGUUCAGAUGGGAAAGAUGCUGGAAUUUCAUUUGCUCUGAAUCCUGGAGACUUCAAAGAAUCCUAUCACUAAAAAUACUACUCAAGUUAAUAGUAGGUA